This is a messenger RNA of Myxocyprinus asiaticus (Chinese sucker), 4611 nucleotides long. Its product is annotated as prominin-1-A. The transcript has 29 exons. The record is from RefSeq and is a predicted model, not a curated record. Gene Ontology annotation, molecular function: cholesterol binding. The coding region runs from base 270 to 2915 and encodes 881 amino acids. Gene Ontology annotation, cellular component: prominosome; apical plasma membrane; cilium. Lineage: Eukaryota; Metazoa; Chordata; Actinopteri; Cypriniformes; Catostomidae.
CGCGCGCACAGAGUGAACAGUUACCAACACCUCACUCUCAUCAUCCCUGUUAUUAUCGAAUAGAGGGGCACACUGUUAACUUGCUGGAGCCGCUCACCGCGGGUGACCAUUAUCAUGACCAUCAUGCACCGUUCGCCGGACAGCAGGACUUGAGACCUGCAGUCUAUCUCCAGUGUUCCUGUUCCUUGACUAUCCUCAUUUACUACACCCAGAUUUCCUGCACUUCCAUCAUCUGCCCUUUUAAAAAUUAUUAAACACUGGAACUAAUCAUGCUGUGGAAAACGGGACUGAUCUUUCUGUGCUGGGGCUUGACGUCCGGGCAACUCCAGGACACGCAGUCCAGCUCUCCUUCAGCUCCAGGGCGGAGAACUUUGGAUUUCGGCUUCGUGCCCUCCGGAGUUUACGAGACCGUCGCCUAUUACGAGCCUGGAGCCAUUGGGAUUUUAUUUAACAUGAUGCACGCUUUCCUCUUUGUGGUUCAGCCUAACCCGUUUCCUGAAGAUCUCGUCAUAAGAGUGGCGAAGGAUAAAUUCGGGGCCAUACAAUCUGAGUACCAGAAGCCAGAAAACAUUGUUCUGACGCUACAGGUGAUUUAUUAUGAGAUUGGUUUUGUGGUUUGCGCUGCUCUGGGCCUGCUGUUCACCGUGCUGCUGCCGGUGGUAGGGCUUCUCUUCUGUUUAUGCCGCUGUUGUGAUAACUGUGGAGGAGAGAUGCACCAGAGACAGAGGAAGAAUGCAGACUGCCUUAGAGGACUGCUGACCACACUUCUACUCACCUCCACCUUUAUUAUCACGGCAGGGGUCCUUUGCGCCUAUGCAGCCAAUCAGAACCUGAGUUCUCAGUUGAAGAACAUGAGGAGGCUCGUAAAGAAUAACCUGAAAGACCUGCACACCUUCGCUGAUCAGACCCCAGCACAAAUUGAUUACCUGAUCUCUCAGUAUGGCACUGUGAAGGAUCAUGUGCUUUAUGACCUGGACAAUGUAGGUUUGCUCUUGGGUGGAAGGAUACACGAGGAGUUGGGGAAAGAUGUGCAGCCUGCACUUGAUGUGGCACUCAGCAUAGCCGGAAUCAAAGUGGAGAAAGCAACUAAAGCAAUGCAGGACACUAAGGAUGCUCUGGAGAACGUGAGUUUGACCUUGGAGACUUUGCAGGAAGGAACAGGCAAACUGCAGUCUAACCUGAGCAUGGUGCGUGGCAGCCUUAGCAACGCCCUUAAUGAUCCUGUCUGCACAGACUUGCGCUCAAAUGCAGCGGAGAUCUGUCGAAAUAUACGUAGUGCCAUUCCCAGGCUAGAAAUCGCAGCCAACUACUCAUCGUUGCCCGAUGUGACUGACAAGUUAGACAAAGUGAAUGAAGUCCUAAAGACUGAUCUCAGCCAUAUUGUUGAGAAGGGGUUUGCAUCAUUCAAUGACACUCCCACCAUGGUAACAGAGCAAACCCGAAAUGUUGUUGAGGGGGUCAAAGUUCUGCUGGAUGACAUUGGCUCUAACAUCACCAAUUUCACCAAGCUCUUCCCAGUUCACAGCUCUCUGACCAACUUCACCAAAAUGAUUACGCACACACACUCACAAAUUGAGGACAUCUACCCAAAGAUUGAUCAGCUGGACUUCUACAGGUGGAUCUGUUGUAUUACUCUGUGCUGCAUGGUGGUGCUUAUCCUCACCUUCAAUUUUUUGGGUCUGUUGUGCGGUAUUCUGGGAUUUGACAGACACGCUUCCCCAACCACACGUGGCUGCGUCUCUAACACAGGAGGAAACCUGCUCAUGGCUGGUGUGGGCUUCAGCUUCCUGUUCUCCUGGGUGCUCAUGGGUGUUAUAACAGCCCUGUUCAUGGCAGGGGGGAAUCUCGAGAAGCUUGUGUGUGAACCCUUCCAAACCCGACAGCUGUUCAAGGUGUUAGACACUCCCAACCUGAUCCACCCUGGCUGGAGAAACUUCAUUCCAGGAUACCUGUACCAUGACCCUGAAAUGGAUCUUACAGUGGAUUCUCUCUACAGUAACUGUAAGGACAACAGGGGGAUUUACGCAGCUCUUCAUCUGGAUAAGAUCUUCAACCUCUCAUCCUUCUUUAACACCAGUGUUUACUCCAAGGACAUGUCAAGGAAGUUUGAAGGGGUGAAAGUAGACCUGCGGGGUAUCAUUCUGCUGGAGUCGGAUGGCAAACAGAAUCUCAUCAGCUUCACUGAAACCGGCAUCACUGAGAUUAACUUUGCUGCCUAUUUGGAGGAGCUUAAUAAAGGAGUGACUCGCAUUGAUCUACUCACUUUUGCCAAUGACCUCGAUACUCAAGCAGAUCAAUUGCCUAAAGGGACCUUGCAGACCUCAUUAAAGGGACAUGCUAACACUAUAAGACAAAUCCACAUCCAGCAAGUCAUUCCACUGGAGCAAUCCAUGAAAUAUGUGAAAGCAAGGAGCACACUUAAUCACAGCAUCAGACUUCUGGAGAGGACUGCCUCAGAUUUGCCUAUCAGAGUUUCAGAAGUACUAGCAGCCGUUGAUGCCGCCCAGUUCAUAAUUUCCCACAAUGCGACAUUUGUGGUCCUUCAGGAAACGGAGAAAUACAAGCAGACUAUCAUUGGCUAUUUCAAGCAGUAUAUGGACUGGAUCAGAACAUCUCUUGCCAUGGAGGUAGCAACCUGUAAACCACUCAGCAACAUUGUGGACACGGCUGAGAUCCUGGGCUGCAGUUUCCUGCUGGAUUCAAUGAACACAUUCUGGUUCGGACUGGGCUGCUCCACAUUGUUUCUGCUUCCUAGUAUCAUCCUAUCCGUGAAGCUUGCCAAGUUCUACCGUAGAAUGGACACAGAGGAUGUCUAUGAUGACAUUGAGACAAUUCCCAUGAAAACCAUCCCUACCUAUGACACUAUGACUCGAUUCCCACGGGCCUCUGCACCCCCUCGCCAUGCCGACUGGUGACUCUGAGGAGGAGGGUCAGUUUUUUAACUACAGAAAGUGCUAUUGGAAACUGGAACUGAACCUUUGUGGAAUACCCUCUUGGUGAAUGACAAGCUCAGCUUACAGACAGACAACAUUAAGAAAAGGACACUCAUACUUGCAGCUGGGGCCUGUUGUCCAUGUACCUGAAACAUAAUUUUUAUUGAUUUUUGUUUUUUUGUUUUGUUUUUGUCAACAAAAUGAUUUGUUUUUAUUUUGACUAUUUUGCACCCUUAAAAUUAUAGUACUGUCUAAUGGACUGUCACUUCAAUGAGCUAUUCUCUGUUGUCACAUUCUGUCACAGAGUCAGGGAUGCUUCACGGUAUAUGGCUGUUUUAAAUACAACAUGUGUCUUUGUUUACAGUCUUUGAGAAGUCAUGUGACAGGCAUAACAAUGCUUUUACUGCUGCAUUUGUUUCUUGUUUUUGUUGGGUUUCUUUUCUUUUUAUAGUGCUUUUUGGUUUUUAACAUUGUGGAGAAUGAAAUAUGUUGAAGUAAUUUCUCUGAAUUUUAACUCUGUACCUCAGAGUCUAAAGGGAUUGUUGUUGUUGAAACAGAGCAAGCCAGCCACCCAUGAGCCACAAAUAAUACACAGAACAAACAUGUGUAACAUAGGUUUUCUAAGAUAUGCUUGAAGUGCUAACUACUGUAUGUGAGAGAGUACUAAUCUGGUAAAGAUAGUUGUUGUCAAGCUAUUUCAAAGGUGAAUGGAUUGUUGCCUUUUCAUAUUUGUAGCUCGUUGUACGUUAGCCAUGGCCAGGUGUUAGUUUUACGAUCAUAGGUAAUUGUGGUUGCAAUCUUAACCACAUGUAUGCAACUGAUAUCCGAUUAGCAGUUUAAGUUCUCGCUUUUUGUACUUGGAAAAUUCAAGAAAUGAUGCAUCUAGUUUUGGUAAAACCCCUAAAAAAGAUCAUGGCAGUUUUUAUAUGUACUUUGGUUUUUCUUAAUAUCUCAGUUAUUAAUUUCUAAUAGCGGACUUCACUAACAGUUAUUCUCCAACACAUUGUUGGAUUACUGUACUGUACACCUGGUGAUAUACAAAAUUGCUUUUUGACACCAAAUCCUGUUUUGUGUAGGUCUCAGGUCUUAGGGUUUUUUAUUUACUUGAUAUAACAAUUAUUGUGGGCAUGCAUCUGUUGAUAUGUGAAAUUAUUUUCAAAAUUAAAACGAGUGAAUGUACAUCAGAGACAUUUGGUUGUAUGAGAGCAAGAGAAGAACACAGAGCCCAUUUACAGGAGGUUAGGAUUUGACUUUACACUUUACUUGACGACUUUUAUGGAGCCUAUUUAAUGCUGUCAUAGACAAUGAUGUCACCAAAUAUCUCAACCGUUGUUAAUGUCUGGGUAUAUUUUAGAGCCAUUCUGUCAGGUGCUACAUAUUUUUGCUCAGAACCUCUGUUACUGCAUUGCUACAUUUUGUAUAUGACAGUGUUAUUAAGGCCUCAGGUAAAGUGUUGUUCUUGAUUUACAGUAUAUCCAGAAAGCUCCCUUUUCUGUUCACCUCAAAAUCUCACUGUUCUUCCAUACCAGGCAUAGCAUGUGCAUACUUGCUGUUCAAGCUUGCUCAAAGAUGUUUAGUUGUGGUAGGAAUGGUUGUCUGUGCCAUUGGUUUUCAAGUACAUGUGGUUAGGCUGGCUAAAACUGUAAAAUAUUGUGAAUAAAGUUUAAGAUUAAAAUAA